Molecule: messenger RNA, 880 nt
Organism: Manis pentadactyla (Chinese pangolin)
Lineage: Eukaryota; Metazoa; Chordata; Mammalia; Pholidota; Manidae
Gene: KLRG1
Product: killer cell lectin like receptor G1
Exons: 6
Coding region: 50-658 (202 amino acids)
Source: RefSeq, a predicted model, not a curated record
CUUCUAUAAUUUUACUCUCUCAACUGAAUGCAAAAGAUAUUAUGUAGAGAUGAUUGACAAUUCAGUUUAUUCCAUAUUAGAAUUGUCUUCUGCACCCCAAGACCAGAAUGACCAGAGACAGAAGCAAAAAGCUUUUUUUUCCAGGUCCUCUCUCUUUUGCUAUGUGGCAAUAGCUUUUGGGCUUCUGAAUGGCGUUCUUGUGAGCCUGAUAAUAUCCCAAUGGAUUCUGUGCCAAAGUUCCAAGCACUCCACCUGUGCCAGCUGUCCUAGCUGCCCAGACCUCUGGAUGCGGUAUGGUGACCAUUGUUAUUAUUUCUCGCUGGAGGAAAAGGACUGGAAUUCAAGUCUGGAAUUCUGCUUAGCCAAAGACUCACAUCUCCUUAUGUUGAAAGACAACCAGGAAAUGAACCUGCUCAAAAAUUUCCUCAAUAAGAGCUUUUACUGGAUUGGUCUGAGAAAUAGUUCUGGCUGGAGGUGGGAAGAUGGGUCAGCUCUAAACUUUUCAAGGGUCCUUUCCAACAGCUUGGUCCAGAAGUGUGGCGCCAUGAAUGAAGAUGGUCUCCAAGCCUCUAGCUGUGAAGUGCUUUUGCGCUGGCUCUGUAAGAAGAGUUUAGGAAAUGGACUGUAUCUUAUCCACCAUUGUAUCCCAAACAUCUAAAAUAGUGCUCUUAUCAAUGAAUAUUAAAUAAAUAAAUGGAUGAAUUAGAAUAAGAAUUUAAAAAUUCUUAUUCUAGUUGUUUUUGUUAACCUGCACGUUAAUUUGAAGGAUUAAGGGCAAGAAACACAGUUUAACCCUAGCCCCACCCAUGUGCACAUCAAUAGCUGACUCUAAGGGGCCUCUUUGAUCUGGAUACAAGGCUCACAGACGGUUGUAGUGGAA